CACACCCCUAACACCGAGGCCGGGCCUCUCUAACACCUCCAGCCGUGGGCCCAAAAUACCCCCCCAGGGGUAGAUUUCAGAGUGUCCAGGAGGGGAGGGGGGAACUGAGAGAAUGAUGCGAAAUCUGAUACGCUGCGGGGGCCCCCUGAGGGCUGCGGUGAGGCGAAUUCCCGCUGCAGAGCAUGGCUGCAGAGCAUUGCAACUGCCCUUGCUCCGCGGGUACCACUCGCCCUCCUCGCCCCUGCCCCGCCAGCCGGUUCCGUACCUCUCGAAGGUUCUGGCCCGUUACCUGCGCUCUCUCCAGCCCCUGGUCAGCGAGGAGGAGCUGGAGGGGACCCGGGAGCUGAUGCAGGAGUUUCUGAGACCCGGGGGGCAGGCGGAGGAGCUGCAGAGACAGCUGCAGCGAAGAGCAGAGCGCACCGACAACUGGCUGACGGACUGGAGGCAGCAGUCUAUAUACCUUGAGAAUCACCUGCCCCUUCCGGUACAUUCCAGCCCGGCUGUUAUUCUCCCCCAGAGAGAUUACAAGGACUGGAGGGGACAGCUAAGAUUUGCCGCAAAAUUAAUCUCCGGGGUUCUGGAUUUCAAAGCAAAAAUCGAAAGCCCCGAAGGUCUCAAGGAGCUGUGGAGGGGCCGUAGCCUCUGUCCGGAUCAGUACCGGAAUUUCUUUGGAUCGUGCAGAGAGCCGGGAUACAAGAGGGACAGAGUCCUGAUCCACCCGCCGCACAAGGCACCGCCGCAGCACGUGACGGUCUGCAGGAACUACCAGUUUUUUCGGAUAGAUGUCUAUAACAGCGACGGGACGCCGAUCACCGAGGAUCAGAUCCACCAGCAGAUGCUGUUCCUGCGCGCCCAUUCGUACAAGACCGACAAGGAGCCCGUGGGGGUCCUGACGACAGACCACCGCAAUAGCUGGGGGCGAGCGUACGCCUCCCUCAUCAGGGACCGGCUGAACCGCGACUCUGUGCGCAGUAUCCAGCAGAGUCUCUUCACGCUCUGCUUAGACGCCACAGCCCUGAAGUACUCCGAGGACCUGUACAGCAGCCGCACGGCGGCACAGAUGCUGCACGGCGGCGGGAGCCACGCCAACAGCGGCAAUCGCUGGUUCGACAAAACCCUGCAGUUCGUGGUCGGAGAAGAUGGCACCUGUGGUCUGAUAUACGACCAAGCAACUGCUGAUGCCUCAGCGGUCCUCACGAUGCUGCGCCACGUUCUGGAUUACUGUGCCAGGGGCCCCAGCCUGCUGCCGCCGCGCACCCCUCUCAUCCGCCUCCCGCCCCCGAGGAAGCUCUACUUCAAUUUCCCCACGGACAUCAAGCAGCACAUAGAGCAGGCCAAGCAGAACCUGGACAUAUUAGUAAAUGAUCUGGACAUCUGCUGCUUCACGUUCACUGAUUUCGGGAAGCGGUUCCCCCAGAGACACAACUUGGGACCCGGGGCCUUUUUGCAGAUCGCCCUCCAGUUGGCGUAUUACAGGUUACAUGGGGCUUUAUGUGCCACGUGUGAGGUGGUCUCCAUGCGUGCCUUCCAUCGGGGCCGCUCGGAUGUUGUACGCUGCUCCUCUCCCGAGGCUCUGGAGUUUGUGCACGCUGCAGAUGAUCCGGACAGAAAGGCUGAAGAGAAAUUGUCUCUCAUGGUGAGAGCCGUAGAGAGUCACCAGGAGUCCACAGAGCAGGUGCUUCAGGGGCAGUCAGUAGAUGGUGCCAUCUUGGCCCUGAAGAUGCUGUGCAUUUCUUCUGGCGUCGCUCUCCCUUCUCUCUUCAUGGACACUUCCUAUGCUAUCUCUUCCCACUGGAAGCUUUUCACCGGACAGGUUUCGUCCCCCAUGGAUUGCGUGAUGUGUUACGGGCCCCUGGUACCCGAUGGCUACAGUGCUUGCUUUGCACCCUCUGAGGACUCGGUGACGGUUUGCGUGUCAGCGUUUGACUGCUGUCAGGAGACUGAUGCCCAGAAACUGUCCGAAGGCCUGCAGGAUGCUCUUAGGGACAUGCGCGCGCUCAUACUCGAGUGCCGGCCCGGCGAGGAGUAAGCUGGCUUUGUUCUGAUUUUGUUCUGUUACAGAGAGGUUUCUUUCUCUCGGUUGGGAUGUCUCUUUCGGUUAUAAACUGAAUCGUAUCUCAAUAAAAACCCAAAGAUCU
Spea bombifrons (plains spadefoot toad) is the source of this 2138-nucleotide messenger RNA. Its product is annotated as carnitine O-acetyltransferase-like. Gene Ontology annotation, molecular function: carnitine O-acetyltransferase activity. Gene Ontology annotation, cellular component: peroxisome. Lineage: Eukaryota; Metazoa; Chordata; Amphibia; Anura; Pelobatidae. Gene Ontology annotation, biological process: carnitine metabolic process, CoA-linked. The record is from RefSeq and is a predicted model, not a curated record. Bases 113 to 2029 code for a protein of 638 amino acids. The transcript is spliced from 14 exons.